This is a messenger RNA of Bufo bufo (common toad), 3897 nucleotides long. It is a transcript of the gene AXL, whose product is annotated as AXL receptor tyrosine kinase. Gene Ontology annotation, molecular function: transmembrane receptor protein tyrosine kinase activity; ATP binding; protein binding. Bases 359 to 3037 code for a protein of 892 amino acids. The transcript is spliced from 20 exons. The record is from RefSeq and is a predicted model, not a curated record. Lineage: Eukaryota; Metazoa; Chordata; Amphibia; Anura; Bufonidae. Gene Ontology annotation, cellular component: signaling receptor complex. Gene Ontology annotation, biological process: nervous system development; protein phosphorylation; phagocytosis.
AAAUGCACUUCCCAACUCACUUUCCUUAAACCAGUCUGUGGAGUUUGCUUCUCUUUGAGGGAAGUUAACUUUUCAAAGUUGAUUUCCUACGUUUAAACCUUUCAUUUUUUACGCAUUCUUUAUUUGGCACAGAUCUGUAGAGUUGGGAUGUUUAUUUGCCUUUUUUGGUUGUGUUGGUCCUGAUUUUUUCCCUUUGAGAAUUCACGCCGCUUACAUUGUUUUGGAGAAGAAAACACAAGUGACAGUCGGCAAUUUGGAUUUUUGUUUUUGAGUUUUGAGCUUUUCAGGGUCGGGUUCAGAUGUGGAGUUAACAUCUUCUUGUGUCGUCUGGAGGGGACUACAUCUUGUCAUCUUCAGGAUGGGACUAAUGUCUGGGGUUCUGGUUCUCCUGGGAACAUUAGGAGCUGUAUUAGCACAGAAUGGCAUUCAUUUCACAAUGGACCCAGCCAACAUUACCUCCUCUCUCGGGAAGGACAUUGUGCUGCGGUGCACUGUUACAGUCAGUGGGGAUGCAGAGGUCCCAGACGUGGAGUGGUUGAGAGAUGAAGAACCUUUGGCCUAUGCCGAUAUCAAUCAGAUCCAGAUGCCACAAGAUGAUGAUACAUGGUUGGCCAUUAGUGAACUUAGCAUUCAUUCACUACAGUUGUCUGACUCUGGCUUGUAUCAAUGCGUGGUCGAGGGCGAGGACAAGAAAAUCUUUUCAGAGUCAGCGUUUCUGCAACUAGAAGGUCUGCCCAUCUUCACCGAUGAACCAGAGGACAUGCAUGUCUACCCCAAUGUGCAAUUUAACCUCAGCUGUGAUGCUCAAGGUCCUCCUGGUCCUGUGGUGGUGAUAUGGUUACAAGAUGGUUUACCCCUGAACUCCCUCGUAGAUGAACUAGCUUCGACGCCUUCAGUGCUUCAAGUCAAAGGUCUUAAUAAAUCCUCUUUGUUCUCCUGUGAAGCUCAUAAUGGAAAGGGUGUUACUACAUCCAGGACCGCAACUAUUAAAGUUCUACCCAGGAGGCCAAAAGAUUUGACGCUGGUGACUCGGAGUACCACUCAACUGGAGAUAUCCUGGCAGCCUGGAGACAGCGGUGCUCACCCAGUGUAUGUGUGUACAGUGCAGGCUACUGCUCCUCAUAGCCACCUCAGUACCACUCCUCACCAUAAGAUCUACAACCAGAACAUCUAUGUGCCCCCUUAUACUCAUAUCAUCAGUGACCUUGCUCCCUACUCUGUUUACAAUGUGCGUGUGUCCUGCCUGAACCACGAGGGGGUGUCCCACUGGACAGAAUGGGUCCCAAUGGAAACCUUGGAAGGAGUUCCGUCUGGUCCCCCUCAAAAUGUCACUGCGAUUAGAAACGAGACUGUUAUUAUAAUCACAUGGAGAGAACCAAGAUCGCCACUGAAUGGUGUUCUACAGGGUUACAAACUGGCUUAUCAAGCUAAGGACCAACCAGAGGUUGUGGUAGAUGCUGGCCUGACCAAUGAGGUGAUGAUGGAUAUGUUGCAGCCUGUGGACAAUCUGACUGUUAGGAUCUCCUCUUACACAGUCUCCGGAGAUGGUCCUUGGAGUGAUCCGGUUGUUGCUAUACUCAGUAACUAUGAGUCUCCUCAAGCUGUCAGAGACAUGGCAUCAUCUCUUUUCUCCUGGCAUUGGUGGUAUGUAAUGCUGGUGGUUGCUGUGGCAGUUUUCGGAGCCAUCGUAGGUGCUAUUUUCCUCGCCCAUGUCCGAAAGAAGGAGACAAGAUAUGGAGAGGCCUUUGAACCAACCAUGGAGCAAGGAGAACUGGUGGUCCGGUACAGAGUACGGAAGUCUUACAGCAGAAGAACCACAGAAGCCACCUUGAACAGACUGGGCAUUAGUGAUGAUCUUAAAGAGAAACUUCGAGAUGUUAUGGUGGAUCGACACAAACUUACACUCGGCAAGACCCUUGGAGAAGGAGAGUUUGGCUCUGUCAUGGAGGGUCAGUUAAAUCAAGACGACUAUAUCCUUAAGGUCGCUGUGAAGACCAUGAAGAUUGCCAUCUGCACCCGCACCGAGAUGGAAGAUUUCCUGAGUGAGGCCGUGUGCAUGAAGGAGUUUGAUCAUCCCAACGUCAUGCGUCUCAUCGGGGUUUGUCUUCAGAAUACAGAAAAUGAAGGAUACCCAUCCCCUGUUGUUAUUUUACCAUUCAUGAAACAUGGAGAUCUCCACAGCUUCCUGUUGUAUUCACGACUUGGAGACGCCCCCCUGUUCCUCCCAACACAGAUGCUGGUGAAGUUCAUGACGGAUAUAGCUAGCGGCAUGGAGUAUCUAAGCAGCAAGAACUUCAUCCACAGAGAUCUGGCAGCCCGGAAUUGCAUGUUAAAUGAGAACAUGAACGUCUGCGUGGCGGACUUUGGUCUGUCCAAGAAAAUCUACAAUGGAGAUUAUUAUAGGCAAGGUCGCAUUGCCAAGAUGCCAGUCAAGUGGAUUGCAAUUGAAAGUCUUGCUGACCGCGUGUACACCACCAAGAGCGAUGUGUGGUCUUUUGGAGUCACCAUGUGGGAAAUUGCAACACGGGGCCAAACGCCAUAUCCUGGGGUGGAAAACAGUGAAAUCUAUGACUACUUGAGACAAGGGAAUCGGCUAAAACAGCCACCAGAUUGUCUUGAUGGAUUGUAUGAGUUGAUGGCUAGUUGUUGGCAGCUAAAUUCCAAGGAUCGGCCAACUUUUGAAACCCUCCAUAGAGAACUGGAGAAAGUUCUUAAGAAUUUACCUCCAGCCAAAGACCCAGAAGAAAUUCUCUAUGUCAACAUGGAAAAGCCCCUUUCCUCUUCUUUUAGUGAUGAAGGUGAACUUGGAGCUGUGGGUGGUUUGGAUACCAAGGAUUUUGGUGAUGACCUAUUCUUAAAAGCCACUUCUGUCACAGCCGAGGUUCAUCAGCCCGAGAACACCAACCGCUACGUGAUGUGUCCUAGUCGUGAAGCCACAAGACUCCCCACAAAUGUAUCCACAGAACAUGCACGUUACAGUUCUGCUUUAGAGGAAGGAACUUUGGAAGAGCUCUUAGCUGGACAAGGGUCCAGAUAAUAAGCACACAAUACAUGUCUCUUAAAGAGUUUUCCAAGAGUCUUGACUUAGAUGAAAUACUACCUUCUUAAAGAACUCUUCUGGGCAUUCCUUUUCCAUACUAAGGCAAUGCCCAAACAAAACAUUUUGCUUGGUCUUCCACCUUUCCAAUACUUCCAGUGGCAAUGACCAAAAACUGGUUAAAAGAAGAUGAUACCUGAGGUUUUCAGGCAACUUUUGAAGAAUGGAUAGACAGUCAUGACAGAACAACCUUGACCAUGGUUUCACAAGCCAUUUAUAUUAUUGUACAAUUAACUAUGUAAAAAUUUGUAAAGAGACUCAGAGCAUCCCAAUAAUACAUGAAUUCAACAUACGAUGAAAUAUUAGUGGGUUGAGAUGGAGGAUAAAAUGUUCCAGGGCACAAAUAAUGCAAUAAUGCAUAAUGUCAUUUUCUCGUGCUUGAUGGUUUCACCACUUUCUCUAAAAUUGACUGUUCCAUGCUAUAGUCAAAGGGAACUUGAAUGAACGAAUGAUUACAUGGACAAAUAUAUUUCUUGAUUUUGUAUUUUUAAGAAUUACAAAAGUGUGGAGGAGUCAGACCACCCUUAUUUACAGUAUUUGUUCUCCAUGUAUCUAUCUACUAUCAUGGGUGAUAAUAUGCAGAACAUAAGGGUAAUGUGUAUAUUUUUCCAUGUAUCUAUCAGUUUUUACUUUGCUUCUGUAGAACCACUAAUGUUUAUGGGCAGAUGAUUGGUUUUAGGUAGCCCUAAAGACUAUAUCUAUAAAUGGACAGCAAGCAGGGUACGGGGGAAUCCCAAAUGAAAUCUCACAACUGGUUGGUUACAGUCUACCACACCAUGGCAUUGAGUAGUGCAAACAGA